Molecule: messenger RNA, 930 nt
Organism: Eremomyces bilateralis CBS 781.70
Lineage: Eukaryota; Fungi; Ascomycota; Dothideomycetes; Eremomycetales; Eremomycetaceae
Product: Mago nashi domain protein
Exons: 7
Coding region: 163-633 (156 amino acids)
Biological process (GO): RNA splicing
Cellular component (GO): nucleus; exon-exon junction complex
Source: RefSeq, a predicted model, not a curated record
CAUCACCAUAUGCACUACAUAACCAGCCAUCCCGUAACAACAGACACAUCCAGUAUCCAAGGAUCCAGCAACCCAAGAAUCAAGGAUAAGACAUUGUUCCUUGGGCGUAGCAUAUCAACCUUCAAAUCUAGCCUAAAUUGACUUGCAAACCCGAUUUUAACAAUGCCGGACAAAGACGCUGCUGAGCCUUUCUACAUUCGCUACUAUUCUGGGCAUUCUGGUCGGUUUGGCCAUGAAUUCUUAGAGUUCGAUUUCCGCGUCCUUGGUGACGGACGAAGCGCCUCUGCUCGAUAUGCCAACAAUUCAAACUACCGAAAUGAUUCUCUCAUUCGCAAAGAGAUGUGCGUGAGUGAUCUCAUGAUCUCGGAGAUCAAGCGAAUCAUCAAGGAGAGCGAGAUCAUGAAGGAAGACGACACCAAGUGGCCACAGAAGAAUAAGGAUGGCAGGCAGGAAUUGGAGAUUCGCAUUGGAAAUGACCAUAUCUCAUUUGAAACUGCAAAGAUCGGUUCCCUUGUGGACGUCACCGAGUCUGCGGACCCCGAAGGCCUUCGUGUGUUCUACUACCUCGUCCAAGAUUUAAAGACUCUGGUCUUCUCUCUCAUUUCCCUACACUUCAAGAUCAAACCGAUUUGAAUGACCGGUCCGAUGAAAGCUUCUUGAGCAAAACCCCCAGAGCCCGUACCACACGGUGCCUUUCCAGGCCUCCAUUCGUGGUAAAAGGAGGCCAUUGCGUUCGCAAUCGGCGCGAGCAUUUCAAUAACCUGGACGGAUUGGGUGCAGUUUCUAUCCUGCCUCGUUCUGAACGCGUGGCGGAUUGCAUGAUCACUUUACUCAACCCUCCGAUGGUCGUCGUGUAUCUCCAGUUUUAGUCGCACCGUACCAACUAGAGUGCAGAGAGAUUGAAUAAAAUUUACUUACUUUGUAUACAUG